Messenger RNA from Mytilus trossulus (common blue mussel), 1093 nucleotides. Its product is annotated as tripartite motif-containing protein 2-like. Gene Ontology annotation, molecular function: zinc ion binding; protein binding. The record is from RefSeq and is a predicted model, not a curated record. The transcript has a single exon. Bases 2 to 1093 code for a protein of 363 amino acids. NCBI's taxonomy places the organism in Eukaryota, Metazoa, Mollusca, Bivalvia, Mytilida, Mytilidae.
AAUGGCGUCGAAGUCAGCCAGUUUGAGGAAAGCUCAAGCGCCACUGUCUUGUCAUUUUUGUAAUGAGCAAGCAGUACACUGGAAAUGUGAAGAAUGUGAUGUAUUCAUGUGUACGUCGUGUAAGGGGAAAAUUCAUCAGCGACUUAAAUCUAUUCAGGAUCACGAAAUUGUCUCCGUGUCCGAUAUCUGGAAGGACAAUCCUCCUCGAAGGGAUGUUGCAUCGGAAGUAAUUUCUUCUGUUUUUAAUACAUACACAACAACCAUACCUGCUAUUAACUCUUUGUUGUGCUCUGGCGAUGAUGUCAUAUAUUAUAUUUAUUCAAGUAAACAAGAAAAAUCUCGAUUAGUUAAGGGAAAGAUGCUUAAAUCAUCAAUAAGGAUCUUACAAACAUUAGAAAAACGAAUAUUUGACAUAGCUGUAAAUAAAGAAGGUGAAAUUCUAUUCAAUGAGAUGGCUAAUAACGAAGUGAAAAUUCUUACUGAUACAGGCGAAAUAAAGACCGUUUUGGACACGUCUCCGUUGACACUACUGUCCCUGCAUGUUAAUAAAGAUAACGAAUUGAUAGCUGGACUUAGAGACCAAGGACCAUCUAUUCCAAUAACAGAUUUUUCUGUCCGACAAGUGAUAAUAUUGGACGGUGAAUACAAAAGAAAAGUAGUAUUGGAAACAGACAAAAAAGGACGAAAAUUGUUUAGCUAUCCCGCCCGUAUCAAAACAGAUUCCAAAAAUGUAUUGUAUAUAGCCGACAUUAUGGAUGAGAAUAAAGCCGGAAGAAUAGUCGCAGUAAACACUAACGGUCGUCUAAAGUUUACAUACAACGGUAGUACGGAUGGACAAUCAUUCUUUCCGCAUGGCAUCGCCAUUACACCGAGUGAUAAUAUUAUUAUCUCAGACUGGAAUAAAAACUCACUGCAUAUUUUGAACUCAAGAGGAGAACUUCUUGGACUACACUUUGUUGAUAAGGAAUAUAACAUUGAAUUUCCGAAUUCGUUGUGCAUAGACAACGAAGGGUAUCUAUUAAUUGGAAGUGGUUUGUUAAUAGACAGUGACGCAAGAAUUUAUGUGACCAAAAUAGCAGAGCGUUUCAUGUAA